This is a messenger RNA of Lingula anatina, 3059 nucleotides long. RefSeq lists its product as uncharacterized. Gene Ontology annotation, molecular function: chitin binding; calcium ion binding. Gene Ontology annotation, cellular component: extracellular region. The record is from RefSeq and is a predicted model, not a curated record. NCBI's taxonomy places the organism in Eukaryota, Metazoa, Brachiopoda, Lingulata, Lingulida, Lingulidae.
UUACUCAUUGGGAAAGAUGGGACAGUGUAGCAGGUUUCAGAAGGUCUACCAAUUGUUAGCUGGAGAGAAAGCAGCCCGGGUUUUGGCAUUCGUUUCCACGGGACAGAACCUGGGUUAUUUCUUGAAAUUAAAGAAAGGGUCGGGAGUCGGAGCUGCCUUUAGCAUUGACCACGAUGUAACUAUUCUUCAGCUUCAUGCUGAGGUCGGUUUAUUGGGCAUCAAAGCUGAAGCCGACGUAUUUUUAUCAAAGAAUGGCUUGGCCACUUACGUUGAAGGUAAGGUAUGGAGUCUCUUCCGCGCCCGGUUGACGAUGUCGGCCGAGCUUGGUAAAGAGUGGUAUCAACUGACAUACAUUGUGGAGGGUUCACUACUGCCUGGCGGAAAUGACUCUUUUGAAGGGAGCUUCCUUGACGCGCUUAAGGAAUUUGCCAACAACCUUGCCAACGAAGCCAACAAACGAGUAACCCAAGCACAGCAAGGUCUAACUUGGGCUCAAGGUAAGCUAACCAAGGCCCAGAACUGGCUUGAGGAGAAAAAGGCAGAUGUUCGCAGGGCAAAUGGCGCAUUUGAUAGCGCCGUUGCAGCUCUAGAACGUGCCAAGCAGAAACUGGAGGCCGCAAAGGGACCUUUCCGCAGAGCUCUGGAAAAACUGAAAGCUGCACAAAAGGAUGUAGAUAGUCUGUGUAGGAUAAGAGAUUGCGGGAAAAUCUGUAUACCAGGACUAAAAUGUAAAUGGUGCCAUAAGAAAGUCUGGGGAGUCAGAAUCCCUUACCCUUGCUGUAGGUGGACAAGCUGCAUGGUCGAGAUACCGGAUCCUAUCUGUGUGGCUGCUAAUGUGGUCUGUAGGGGAAUCCGGUUGGUCGCAUAUGGCGCCCUAGAAGUGGCCAAGAUAGCUGUUAAAGCCCCUAUGGUCGCCCUGGAUGUUGCCAAGGCCGGUAUUUCGGUGGCACAGAUCGUGGUAGACAAGUCGAGGGUGGUGUUGGACAUCGCAGUAGGUGCUUUGGAAGUGGCCAAGAUUGCAUUGGAAGGCGUUAAAGCGUCAUUUGAUGUUGCCAAGGCCGCUCUUGAAGCAGUGAAGUUUGCAGUUAGAGCGGCCUUCAAAGUGUUUGAGUUGAUCGCUUCAGGGCUGCAGACUAUAAUAGACGUUAGGCAGUGUGGGUUCCGUGUGGAGCUUUCUACUGUCGAUUUACCUAUUUUCGACGUGUCGUGUGAAGUCAAUGCUUUCCGCCUCGGUUGGAGAACCGUAGGGAUAAGGAUCAACUUCAAAAAUAUAGUGCAGAGCAUAUUAGAAGCAGCUAAAGCUACCGUAAAUGCACUACUCGAUGCACUCAAAAACACUAUUAGCGGACGAAAACGGCGCGAGAUAGAGUUUGACGUGAACGCCAAAAUGCACACCUUAUACCGGGUGAUUCGCCAAACUGGCAGCAUCGAAGCAGGAGAACAACUAUUGAAUGAAACCCUCGACGUAAAGGAUAGCAUCACUGGCUUCAAGAACAGCACCAAUGAGGAUCUCAACAACCUUAGUGAUAAGGAAAACAGAGUUAAUAUAUUUGCAGAAAAAUGUGAGACUUUUAACGAAGCGGAAGGAUUUCUGCGUCGCGUUUUUGACUCCCUUUUAAGUGUUGCAACUGACUCCAAAGCAUCGUUAGACAACGUGACAGCCAUGCUGGAGACCUUCCCAGAUGUCGACACCCCUCAACUAUCAAAUGGAUCAUUGGCGUCUUUCGGGGUUAAUGUCACGGUCGGUGAAUCUGAUUACAAUCUGACGGCUGAGGAGAUGGAGGCGACGUUUUCGGAGACCAUGGCGAACAUCAAGGAUGAUCCGGAACUGAAAGAGGCCCUGGGAGCCUCUACGUUCGCCAAGAGUAUAAUUUUGCAGGAAACAGAACAAGCAACGAAGAUGGCGUUAGUGGAAAUGUGGAUCAGUGUCGCAGAAAAUAUUACGUCAACCACAUAUCCGACGGAUGUUUGUGCCAACUUCAGAGAUUGUGUGUUGUACGAUCUUGGACGUUUGUAUGACCUAUAUGACACCAAUCUACAGUUGCUGGGUGUCCAAAGCAUCAAGGGUUAUCUUCCCACUCUGGAGAAUUCAAUCCUUGCACUUGUGAACAGCGUGGAAGGCAUCGACGUCAAUGAAGCUUAUCGACAUAGCCGAGAGAUCAUGGAUCUUCUUGAUAGCAUCAAGUCCCAUGAUGUUUUCUGUAAAACCGCACCGCAAAUCAUUGCGGGACCUAGAAACACCACUGUUACGACUGGAGAGUCAGUGCAGUUCACAUGUCAGGCAACUGGUGAUCCCACACCGGACUACUCCUGGUUUAAGGAUGGUGAGGCUCUGGGAAUAACCUCGAAGACCUUGCGCUUGAAAUCGGCGUCAGAUUCUGAUGCAGGGGCGUACUCGUGCCGAGCUGAAAAUUACAUUGCUGGCGAUGACUCAGAACCUGGAUACCUAACUGUCACUAACAAUGUAAUUUCGUGUCCGACUGCUUUCGCCAUGAUGCCCCACCCCUUCGACUGUAGAAGGUUCGUUGUGUGCGUGUGGUCAACACCCGUGGUCAUGACCUGCCCCAGUAGCCAAGAUGGUCAUCUGGUGUGGGACCAGAGCCAAGUGAGGUGCAACUACGUCCGGAACGUACCGCGAUGUCAACAUUACCAGCCCGGCGAGUGAAACCAGGCGUUGAUCACGUGAAUACCAUGUUGUUAUCACGUGAUAAUGAUAUAGCAACGUAUAAGCAAUAUUAAGUUAAUCAGGCAUGUUUGAAGUGAGAUGCUCUUUCAUGCGCUCUUACGCGUAAUAUAAUACAUUAUUUGACAUAGGUAUUCAUAUUAUCUUUAAUUACUGGUCUGCUUGUAGAAAAGAACCCUUCGUAGACUGAGACUUUGCCUAAAAUGCAGUACUUUACACAUCUAUACAAUGCUGUAGCCCUGUUAAAAGACCUUAUAGAACAAUACAAUGUAUUUGUUAGCUUAAUUUGUUAUAAUUAUUAUCGUAAAACCGUUAUGUGUACCAAUUUUAAAGAUUGAACAACUGAAGUAUAAUUAAAUAUUUAUAUUUAUAACCA